AUGAAUUCAUCUUCACUCCCGUUGCCAGCGGCCAAUUCUGGUGCUCCUAUUGCUAUCCCCAGACAGCAGGUUAGCAUUGAGCGUCUUCCAACAAGGCGACAAGGCAACGAGCCACGCGAGUCGAUGAACUGCAAGUCCUGCCGAAAGCGAAAGGUGCGAUGUUCUUUUUACACUUCACAAUUCAAACUCGACGUCUGGCUCCGAAGAAUCCAUGCCACUGAUCAAUAUGCUGUCCCCAAGAAGCGUGGGCCGAAAACAGACGUGCUUGAAGCUUUGCUGAAACGGGUCGAUGGACUGGAGGCGAAGCUGAAGGAGAAGAAUUCCGAGGGAGACACUGUGGAAGUUGAGGAAGAGGAGGACACUGACGUUGCGGAGCCGGCCCCGAAGAGACUUGCAACCGAGGCAAGCAAAUCUUCCGAUGAAGAUGGCCUCAAGACCGUCACGGACCAUGAACCGACCGCUAGGCGGGACAUCAAUCGUCGUUGCUCUCCGAAUACUUUGAGCUUAUAUCCUCAUAGUGACAAUCCGGCCUCUCCGGUGGAAACAGACGCCUAUCUUCACACAUACUUCGCACGAUUCCACGGCAAGCCAUAUUACAUCCUGGAUGAAGCAUCCGUCCGCCAUCGGAUACAGUCGAACCAGUUACCGGAUAGCGUCGCGUUCGCUAUCUGGUCUGUAGCAUCAAGGCACACUCCGCAUUCCGGAGGGACCCAGGCCGCUCUUCAAUUAAGCCAAGACUAUGCACAGCGGGCAAGGCGAUGUAUUGACACAGAUGAUCUAUCAAUAGAUUGCUUGCAGGCGUCAUUGCUCUUGGUUCUGGCAUUCAUGGCAUCUGGUCACAGCAAGAAGGCCUACAUGUUGAUGUCAUCGGCAAUCGCCAUGGCUAUGGCACUGGAGCUUCAUCGUGAAAUCGAUGCCCACGCGCACGUUACACCAGUCGAACGUGAGUUACGCCGACGACUUUUCUGGACGUGCUACUUAUUGGAUCGCUACGCGUCCUGCGGAUCGAGGCGACCAUCUUUAAUCAGUGACAACUCAGUGGCUCUACGGCUACCAUCGUGGUGUCCUAGCCCUUCAUCCCUGGCGGUCGACGGGGAGUUUUUCCAACAGGGCUCUAACCUCCAAUAUUACCAAGGCAGCGGAAAGAAGUCACAAGGUAGUACUGGAUUGCUCAUUGACAUCACGCGUAUCCUUGGCAUUACAAACAGAUAUUUAGCUGCUGGGGGUGUAAAAGGCGACUCUCACUUCCCCUGGCAUUCAUUAUCGACUCUGUCAAAAAUUCGUCAAGAGCUUGACUUUUGGGCAUCCGGCGCUGGCCCUGUGUUCUCCGGCCUUCAAGCUCUCUUUCACCAAACAGAAGCCUCAAUAGUGUUUUUGAGCAAGCUGAUAUAUCAUCUAAUACAUUGUCUAGUGUACCGGCCGUUCCUCCCAGUUGACCUAGCAGAGCUGGCUGGCAAUGGGCAACAUCAGUCUUGGCAGAUCGAGGCGACCAACAUGUGCUUUUUGCAUGCGAACGCUAUUGGUGAACUGAUAGACGCAGCGAGGCAUGCAGGUACUGUAGAAUGGCCAGCAAUUGUUGGCUAUUGUAUUUGUACUGCGGCAACAGUGCAUAUACACGGAGCUCACUACUCCAACCCUAGUGCCUACGGGGGAGACGUGAACAUCUUUAGCGCAUCGUCGAACUUGCUUUCUCGGGAAAUGAAACACCUUAGCGAUCUACACUUCGCAUGGGCCAAUAUUCGACACCAGAGCGAUACAUUGCAAGAGAUUUACAGUGCUCAUGGAGAGCUGGUCAAGGCCAUGGUAGCCAGCUCUAUGCGUUAUACUCCAGGGUUUCACCUUGAGGAAUUUUUCGAAAGAUAUUCCAACAUUGGAGGGCCAGGAGGAAAAUCGUAUCGGUUUGACCCAGCACACCUAAGCAUGUCGGAUAUUGUUAUAGAUUUUACCGCCGAUCGAUGCAGCGAGUCACCAGUAGCCCGCGAAACUGAACGAUAUAGCCAUAAACGCAAAAAUACUCUAUCAACCAAGAAAGGGAAUGACGAAGGAACCAAUGCCGGGUACGACCAGGUUGCAGCAAUGAGCCAACCGACGGGAGCAGGCAACGUGCCAUACUCGAUACAUAUGACACAACUCCCGUCCCAUGUUUCUAAUGGGCACAUGCAGCAACAAGUGUCCAGGCCACCGGAUGCACACAUAAAAUCUAGUGGCACUCCAUUCGAUGCAGCGCAAACCAUCCAUGGGUAUACCAUGCCGCCAGAUAACUCGGCAAACAAUUCUGGCCAGGGCAUAGUGCCUAUGAGCGGGACAAGAUUUAGCCCAGCGUACAGUUAUGCCAUGGGUUCCAAUGUCAUGAAUAGUCAGAACAAUGUGAACGACGGCAAUACAAAUUUCGAUGCUAUGUUUGGAGCACUACCGACAAACACAUUCAGCAGCGCUGCUGGUUGGCAGGGCGAAGAUGGUCAGCAGCACAACAAGAUGAAUAUUCCCACAAGUGGCGUGGCACCAAGCCCCGGAACCAAGAGUUCUAGCGGAAGCACAGGGACGGGACACAGCGAGGAAAAAGACCCCUUUCUCAGCCUAUUGGAGCAACUUGCAGAAGAUGAGCAACGUUUUAACGGCGGGGGAGCCGACUUGGAUUUCUUCCUGACUAGCAACAACAUCGGUGCCUAG
Metarhizium brunneum ARSEF 3297 is the source of this 2670-nucleotide messenger RNA. The record is from RefSeq and is a predicted model, not a curated record. NCBI's taxonomy places the organism in Eukaryota, Fungi, Ascomycota, Sordariomycetes, Hypocreales, Clavicipitaceae.